CUCCUCUUUAUCUAUAACCCUAUAUAUACCCUUAAAGCUCUCGAUAACAUUUGUCUUCUCUAAUUUCUUCUUUCUCUCGAGUCUUUGUAUUAUUUUUCCCAUUCUGUCAAUUACUCAAUAAAAGUUAUUUCUUUCUUCUAUAAAUAACGCGAUCGGUCUUGUUAGUGUUUAUCUCGUAAACAAGACUGAUCGUUAUUGUUAUAUAUCGUUUGAUCAAAAAUCAUAUAUAUAUUCAUUGAAAAAAAGAAGACUAUAUAGCUAGAUACAUGGCUCCAGUCUCAUUGCCUCCAGGUUUUAGGUUCCAUCCAACAGACGAAGAACUAAUCACCUACUAUCUCAAGAGAAAGAUCAACGGUCGAGAGAUCGAGCUAGAGAUCAUCCCUGAAGUAGACCUCUACAAGUGCGAACCAUGGGACUUGCCAGGGAAGUCAUUGCUUCCGAGCAAAGACCAAGAAUGGUACUUCUUCAGCCCACGGGACAGAAAGUACCCCAAUGGCUCAAGGACGAACCGAGCAACAAAAGGCGGUUAUUGGAAAGCCACGGGCAAAGACCGACGGGUGAGCUGCAGAGACCACGCCAUUGGAACCAAGAAAACAUUAGUUUAUUACCGUGGACGCGCCCCACAUGGUAUUAGAACCGGUUGGGUCAUGCAUGAAUAUCGCCUCGAUGAAACCGAAUGCGAGCCUACUGCAUUCGGCAUGCAGGACGCAUAUGCACUUUGUCGUGUGUUUAAAAAAAUAGUGAUUGAAGCGAAACCAAGGGAUCAACAUCAUCAGCAGCAGCAGCAUCAACCUUACGUCCACACGGGCUCGAAUCUAAGUGGUAACUCGAGUUUUGACGUUUGUUCAGAUCUUGAAAUAAGUUCAAAUACACAUCAAGGUCUGCCUUAUAGUAACUCUACCGAUACCCAACCUCGAUUCGGAAACGCAAACUCAAUCGGUGUUCAUGAUGAUUGGUCGCAGUUCUUGUCACAAGACAUGCCUUCAAGCUUUUCAGGUUAUGGACCAUACAUCACUCAGUCAAAGGUGAACACAGCAUUGGAAUGUGAGAUGUUGCAACAUCAAAUGUCAUUGCCACCAUUGCGAGUAGAAAACUCGCAGGUUCAAGCCAUCGAUUUCUCCAAUAGACUGAUGAACCAAAACAGCGGUCAAAGCGGUUUCGACGACUUUACUUUUGCUCCAAGUAACUCCAGCCAGUUCUAUAACAACAACAACGUCGAUGAUCAUUUGAGAAACAUUGGAAAUCUCGAUGAACAAUUGCUCGAUGCCGGAAAUUCGACAUGGAUGAGAAUGUCUAACGAGAAUUUAAAUCAGAGCUUUAUAGAAGAAGAAGAGAUUUUGCCAAGUUUCGAGCGUAAUGAUCAAGAUCUUGAAUGUUAUGGUGGAUCUCGGACCAAUACAAUCAACAACAUCGAUAUCGAUGAUUUUUUCUCGUUUGAGAACGACGACAACUCAAACACAACCCUAAAUUCGUCAGGAGUCGAGUUGAUUGAAGAAGAAGAAACUAUAGUAGAUCAUAAAAUGCUCAUUUCUACACCGCAAACGACGGAGAUAUUAUAUUACCAAGUCGUACCGUCGCAGAUAUUGAAAAUUCACAUAAGCCCGCGGGUUCAAAGAAGUGAGGAGAGAGCAGCAGUAGUACUGUUAAUGGAAGAAGACAAGAAGGAUUCUUGGUUCCAGAAGGCUGAAAAUGUUGCUAAGAUGAGAUUGAAGCAGAUUAGUUUAGUUGCAAAACGUUACUACAAAUCUUUUACCAUUAUUUUCUGAUUUAUUUUAUUUAUUACUUUUCCUUUAACUUGCAUACUCUAUCGGGAAGAAGAGAGGAAAAUACAUACAAUAUACUUACCUUUACACAUGUAUACGACAUAUACUGAUUUUCAUAUUGACAUUGUUAUAUAUAACUAGG
Molecule: messenger RNA, 1905 nt
Organism: Camelina sativa (false flax)
Lineage: Eukaryota; Viridiplantae; Streptophyta; Magnoliopsida; Brassicales; Brassicaceae
Product: NAC domain-containing protein 86-like
Biological process (GO): regulation of DNA-templated transcription
Molecular function (GO): DNA binding
Source: RefSeq, a predicted model, not a curated record